Messenger RNA from Rhizophagus irregularis DAOM 181602=DAOM 197198, 980 nucleotides. RefSeq names its product Nuclear transcription factor Y subunit B-8. Gene Ontology annotation, cellular component: nucleus; CCAAT-binding factor complex. Lineage: Eukaryota; Fungi; Glomeromycota; Glomeromycetes; Glomerales; Glomeraceae. Gene Ontology annotation, biological process: regulation of transcription by RNA polymerase II. The record is from RefSeq and is a predicted model, not a curated record. Gene Ontology annotation, molecular function: protein heterodimerization activity; RNA polymerase II cis-regulatory region sequence-specific DNA binding; DNA-binding transcription activator activity, RNA polymerase II-specific.
GCUCAACAGAAUUUUUAAGUAUGCAGGAUGAACUUUACUCCUUUGUCUGCCGCGAGUACCACAAAAAGUUAUAACUACUAAUUUAACUAAUAUUAGUAUUACAACUUAAAUACGCCGCGUUUCACGUCUUUUGAAAGUUUGUUUUAUUUAUUGGAGACUUUAGAUCUUAACCCUUUCUCUAAUUUUUCUUCAUCACACUCACCAUGUCUGAAGGAGCACACCCAUCUGGAGACGAUGAAGUCGAAGAUUUUAAAGAACAAGAUCGAUUUCUUCCAAUAGCAAAUGUAGCGCGUAUAAUGAAACGCGCUUUACCAGAAAACGCAAAAAUAGCUAAAGAAGCUAAAGAAUGCGUACAAGAAUGUGUUUCCGAAUUUAUAUCAUUUAUAACAAGCGAGGCAAGCGAUCGUUGUCAACAAGAAAAAAGAAAAACAAUCAACGGUGAAGAUAUUUUAUGGGCGAUGCAAUCUUUAGGAUUUGAAAAUUAUGCAGAUGCACUAAAGAUAUAUUUAGCCAAGUAUCGAGAGACCACAAAAAUAGAACGCUCUUCUGCAAAUUCCAAAGAAAAAGAGGAAGAAGGAGCGAACGUAACUGAUAUGUAUUCAACACAACAAUCUCAACAACAUGCAACGGCUGGUUAUUAUCCGGUGCAACAUCAAAAUUAUCUCGGUGAUAAUAACCCAAGUUAAUAGAUUGUCUUUAAUAAUCCCUUUUAAUUUCCUUUAUUUUCAUUAUCUUUUAUUUUUUGUCUCUUCAUGGGGUUUGUUUCUUAUUAGUAAUCCGAUAAUCGGAUAAAAAUAGAGUUUAAAAAAUACGAUAUUAAUGUCUUGUUUUUGACUGUUCUUUUUAACUUAAUAGGCAAAUAAUGCUUUAUAAUAAUUUGAAUUAUCAAAUAAUAUAUUAGCAUUUAAAAAAAAAGUUAAUAAACCUGAGCAUAUUAAUUUUUUUAUUUAUCCGUUAGUAAUAUGAAAUUACUAUAAAAC